Molecule: messenger RNA, 1104 nt
Organism: Molossus molossus (Pallas's mastiff bat)
Lineage: Eukaryota; Metazoa; Chordata; Mammalia; Chiroptera; Molossidae
Gene: HUS1B
Product: HUS1 checkpoint clamp component B
Biological process (GO): mitotic intra-S DNA damage checkpoint signaling; double-strand break repair via homologous recombination; telomere maintenance
Cellular component (GO): nucleolus; checkpoint clamp complex; site of double-strand break
Source: RefSeq, a predicted model, not a curated record
UUUAUACAGUUUAAACUAGAAGUUUAUAUGAUAUAAUGCCUAUUGUUUUAUCAUCAGAGUGGAAACAGCAAAGUUCUUUUUAGGCAAGGAGGUAGAGGGAAGUUGACGAUAGGAAUAGAGGCAUUGUUUUUAGAGGCCCCAGAUCUGCAGUCCUCUCUAGCCUUUGUCAGGGGGCUUGCAGACAGGCAGAACCUGAGUGUUGCCUCUACUGGGUGUGAUGUGGAGGGGUGAUACCUGAGACCUGAAGGGCUGUGGCACGCGAUGUCCACUCUGACUGCGCUUUGGCUGCCACCCUCACAGUAUCAUGAAGUUUUAUGCUAAUAUCGCUGGCAAGGACUUUAUAGACUUUGUCCUCAUCAUCAGCACCAUAUCAAAAGUUGCAAAUGUCUGUGUGCUUCUUGUGUACCAGGACAAGCUGUGCUUUGACACUGAUUCCAGAGUCGCGCAGGAGGCCAGGAUAUGAUGCAAAGUGAGGUGGGGAGACUUCUUCCACUGGUUUCUCAAGGAAGGUGUUUCGGAAGAGUUUAAAGAGAUUUAUCUAGAGCUGGCACCUGGGCAUUUGUUCAGAGCAGUGAGAAGAAGCACAGGGGAUGCCUCUGCCCUAAAGCUCUAGCCAACCAACAGGCAUCGUCCCAGCCUCAUGGUGGCUGUGGAGCCCCUUGCCCACAGCUGUGAUCUGCCUGGGAGGGUGCUUUCUAAUGGGGUCCUGGAUGAUUUCCCAGAGCCCAGAGAUCAAGCCUGUGAUGUUUUAUUUAUCUGCCAGCUUGGAAGACUGAAGAGCUCUGUAGAAAAGAUGGCAAACAUGGGUGAUCAAGUGCUGGUUGAAGCAAAUCUAAAUGGCAAAAUGAACUCAAGUAUAGAAACUGAUAUAGUGACUAUAAAAAGUUAUCUUAGCAAUCUUGGAAAUCCUCCAGUGCCUGCUCAGGAUAUACCUCAAAACAGAAACCUGGAGAGCAUGGUGCUGCAAGUGUGGGUAGAGAAUAGGAAGCUUCUGCAGUUUUUAAGGGACAGCAAAUUGGCCUUAUGCAAUAUUUUGAGCAAUAAGUCUUCUUCAUCUUCCGAUGUCAUUCUUCAGUAUUUCUUUCUUGCCUCAUAAAAAUUCAA